Dreissena polymorpha is the source of this 4757-nucleotide messenger RNA. RefSeq lists its product as uncharacterized. The transcript is spliced from 9 exons. The record is from RefSeq and is a predicted model, not a curated record. Gene Ontology annotation, molecular function: nucleic acid binding; zinc ion binding. The coding region runs from base 365 to 1933 and encodes 522 amino acids. Lineage: Eukaryota; Metazoa; Mollusca; Bivalvia; Myida; Dreissenidae.
UGAUUUUGUAAACCCAUUCCAAAACAGAAUUUACCAGAAUUUGAGUAUUUUCUGUGGGUAAUUUUUCCCGCCGUUUUUCGAUAACCACCUAUUUCUGGAUUUUUUGGCCAAACCAUACGAUUAGUUGGUGUGUUUUGCCUCUAGUGGGUCACAGUUUUUUUUGUGUUGGUAGUGGUUCUUUAUGAAUUCAGACCAACAGAGGUUAUUCUCCCUGUUUAUACAUUAUUUAAGCCCAAUUACAGCAAUAUCGGAACUUGGACGAGUCCAUUGUUGACAGUGGGCGGGGAAGUAUAAAAGAAAGUGUGACCUACGCAGCUUGGCUACCGUCCCUUAAUACUUCUGGAUUAAAUAGUUUCUUGCCAACAUGGCCUGUAUAAAGCAGCCUGUUAAUUGUUUGACAGAAGAAGAAUUAAGAUCAAUCCCGGGUAUUAGCAGUAGACUGGCAUCGACUAUUGUUGAUGUCAGAAACAGGUCUGGAAACUUAACGGCAGAAUCUUUCCAAACAUUGAGACGUCAGUCACUUUCAGAAAACGUGACACAGUUGCUUGAUUUUACACCCAAUAGGCAGCUGGGGAAAGAUCGGUCCCAACAAUCGCCUAAUAUAAUGUUAGGUGCUAUUCCUAAGAAAGUUAAGGUCCCCAUGCCCGGGUCACCUAAAUUCGAGAAACAAGCGAAUGGCGAUGCCUCAGAGAAGUUGGUAUCAGAAGUCGCACAGUGGCAGGACGUACAGGAGGUCCUAUCGACUGCUAAAAAACUAGUUGCAGCCAAAAAACAAGGUGACUGCAGCGCAUUUAGCGAUUUUUUAACAAAUGCGCAACAACAACUGAACUUUGUUAAAGACAAUCUUCGUCGCCGUGAGGAUAGCGACGAUGAUUUGGAAUCCUCAUCCGGAAUUCCAAAGAUAAAGAAUGCACGAGCUAAGAUGUACAGGAAGAAGAUUACACACCACACUGUCACAGGAAGGGGUGUGUCAUCAGAAGAGGAGGAUCAACCGAUUCUUCACAGAACGAGUAGUGCUAUUGCCUACUCAAAUCAUCUGCCAGCUAGUAAGCUACCUCAACCAGUACUUGGCAGCGACAGGACCCAGUUUCAAAGAGGGCAGCCAUUUUCGAGAUCAGCUUUGCGGGAUAUUCCCAAGAACCUGGUGUAUGAUGGAAAAUCAAGGUGGCAAUCAUUCCAUAUGAAAUUUGAGCAGUACGAGCGGUCUUUUGGGUGGACUGCAGAAGACUGCAAGAUGUGCCUAUUGCACUGUAUGUCAGGUACAGCACUAGAUUAUUGCGCACGGAUAAUGAAAAGCAAUCCUGAAGUGCCAUACAGAAUUUUGUUAAAUAAACUGGAAGGGAGGUUUGGCGCUGAGCUGGCGGAAUCGUCUCAAGCUAAAUUUGCCACAGUAAUACAAAAGAAAGGCGAAUCGAUGGAGGACUGGGGAGAUAGAGUACAAGCCCUUGCCACUGAAGCUUUCCGUGAUUUACCGGAAACUUUCUGUAAUCAGCAAGCCAUUGAUAGAUUUUGUCAAGGUUUAUUAGACAUUGAUGCUGGACAUAACACGUUUAUGAAAAGACAUCGUACAAUUGAAGCUGCGAUGAAUGACAUAAGGCUGUUUCAGCAUUCUAAGGGUGCCAUGUUAGGUGGUCGUACAAAAGUCACACAAAAAGCUAUGGAUUAUAAUGAUACAAAUGCUUACAUAUGUUCUGUACAUUCACAUUCAGACAAAGAAUCUAUCACUGACUUCAGCACAUUGCAGAAAGAAUUAAUUAAAAUAAAAGAACAACUCAAUGAAUUAGCUGUAGGUCAAAAAAGAAGGCCAUGGAGAAACAACAGGACACCAUCUAGGUUGAAUGAACGGAAAUGCUUUGCAUGUGAUGAAACGGGUCAUUUUGUUUCAAAUUGUCCUUAUAAACAGGAGAUUUUAAACUUAAAAGGGUCCAGUUAGAGAGCCAAGGCUGGUCCCAGGUCGAAGUAGGCUCAAAUAACUUGAUAGAUUACUGUAACCUGUAUAGUACUGAUGUGAAAGGCUGCAAAGCAUUUUUGGUCAGUGCAAGUGGUAAACAGCCACGGUCCUUUAAGGAGGAUGACGUGGGUUUACAAAGUAAACAGCCGCGGUCCUUUCAGGAGGAUGACGUGGGUUUACCAAGUAAACAGCCGCGGUCUUUUAAGAAGGAUGACGUGGGUUUCCAAAGUAAACAGUCACGGUCCUUAAAGGAGGAUGACGUGGGUUUCCAAGGUAAACAGCCACGGUCCUUAAAGGAGGAUGACGUGGGUUUCCAGGGUAAACAGCCGCGGUCCUUAAAGGAGGAUGACGUGGGUUUCCAAAGUAAACAGCCGCGGUCCUUGAAAGAGGAUGACGUGGGUUUCCAAAGUAAACAGCCGCGGUCCUUGAGGAAGGAUGACGUGGGUUUCAAAAGUAAACAGCCGCGGUCCUUUAAGCAGGAUGACGUGGGUUUACGGGGUAAACAGCCGCGGUCCUUUAAGCAGGAUGACGUGGGUUUGCGGGGUGGUGAUUUGCACGGAAGAUCAGCAUCUUUGGAAGAGAAACCAGAGAUAAAUAGAGAACAGCCGAGGUCCUCCCAGAGCGGGGAGGUUGACUUGGGUUCCACGAGUGAACAUUUGCUGUACAGGCAGAGUAAAUCGCAGAGUAAAACAGACAUGCAAGGUUCAAGAAUUUGGGAUCCAGGAGGAAAUGAUGCUAACACCAAUGCAAGACAUUUACAUAGCAUUAAGGUUUAGGGGCCUUCCUUCUUUUUGGGUGGGAAGGAGGAUGUAGUGUAGAAGAAGUAACAUGUUUUUAUAGAAUACACCUCCCCAAAAUCUAGAUUAUCUAGAUUAAGACAGGAUGGAGACAAAACUUAAUUGUUUUGAGACUAGAUAAAAGACAACUUCAGAUGUGAGUAAUUUCAGUCUGAGUUAACAUUUAUUCUGUCCAGAUUAAGACAGGAUUCACAACGAUGAAACCGAAUACUUAUUCAGUCUAAGGCUGGAAAGAAAAUUAGAAGGACAUAAACGAAUCCUUCAAGAGAAAGAGGGAGGGAGUGUAGUGGAAAGUAGAUUUCCACUAAUAGUUGGUGCGUUGUAACCUCACAGUUGGAUUGACUUGGACUUUAUCCCAGGAUUGACAUUAUUCUGAGUAGUCAAGCUGCAGUCCUCGUAGAGGUCGGACGUGCCAACUGUCACAUCUAUAACACCAAACGCAAAGCCUAUCCCAAGGCAAUGCCCCAUUUGCGUGGUAAAAGGCAACACGACUGUGUACCUCCGGGUAACAGACCACGUUUGCUGGGUGCAAGCGCUGACGGCAGACCCCAUGAAGCCGUUGAUGUCAGAGGCACGUGCUAAGACCGGUCGGAAAGUGAAGAAGACAAAGCCGAGGAAUUACUACUCUUGCUGGCUGUGCGACCGGUCGGUGAUUGACCGGCUGCGUCAUCUAGAACAGGAGCACAAAAUGGAGGCUGGGACAUUCAAUUUUGUUUACACAAGAGGGCCGUUUCCGGAAAGACGCGAAAACUUCAGGAAAGGUGACCAGCAGACUCGCCACUCAUGAUGACUCGGCAUAGGAGGAUGAGAAGGUGGAGGAUGAGGAGGAGGAGGAAGAGGACUUUUCAUUCCUAAUGCCGAAAUACUGCCUGAGCCUGGAACCCAAUGCAAGGGUGAUGCAUGGUCGGAGAAGCUGCAAUUUCAAUCGUUGACUCAUAUGUAGACUACAUGUUCCUGCGGAGCAGGCCAGGUGGGUUGGCAAACGAGUCGAAAACACAAGAGGUCAACAUGAAGAUCAACCGGUUCCUGGCCCUGUCUGGCUACUUGGAAGGAGUGGUGUUGAGUGACAUGCUGUUGUGGAUGGGCCAUAUGGAGGUCCACGACAGUUCCUCAACACCACUCACCAGCUGAAGACGGUGCGGAAUGCACUAACGGCAAUCAAGAACUUCCUGAAGUGGUGCGAGGGAAUGGUCUAGCGGACGCCCGCACAUUGAACAAUGCUUCCUGACCUCAACCUGCCUGGAUAAGAGCCGUCUCGAGGUUGUUCGGAGGGUAGAGGAGAGUGCGGCCAUCCUGACGGACGCAAACCUGGAGCGCCACUUCACUGAGAGUGAGCAUGUAGUGAAAACGAUCAAGGUGAUCCAGGAGCCCCCAGCUGGCACACCUGAAAGAUAUUCGGGGAAUAAUCAUUUAACUGAUAGCGCUCUAUAACGCCUCCUGAACUGGCAAGUGUACCUAGAGAUUGAGCUGGAGACAGUGAAGGUGCUGACCUCUGUGUGGAACACUUAGAAGCUGGCAAGUUUUCAUAUUGAAGGGUAUGGUUCCCAACCGCCCAUCACACACAGAAUGAAGCUUGUCGUCUUCCGCAGUAAAAACUGGGUGCUGGAAGAUGCUUACUGCUAUAUUGACUGCUUCCGAGCGCUUCCUGGACCUAAAAAUUAUCUCCCAGCAGCAACCUCCCCAAGGUGUGACGAGAGUCUUCAAGCACUAAACUCACAGUCUGCACAAUAUCCGAAAAGAGUGCUAUGGUGCUGUCAUGCUCCUGAACCGGUACUUCCGUGGCUGAGAGAGCUGGCCAUUCUGUAGGAUCUUGAACAGCAGCCUCCACACACAGCUGGUUUGGCAGGUCGUCAUGUAUGGAUGCUAAACACCUCCUAGCCCCUUCAGCACUCAGAUGUAGUCCAUCAUGGGACAAGUACAGGGACUUCUUAAAAUUAAAUUUUGAUUAUUGAUAGUUACCGUACUAAUUUGUUUUAAACAUAACUAAGAUAUUAAAGCAGCAAAUUAAA